This is a messenger RNA of Exophiala spinifera, 804 nucleotides long. RefSeq names its product haloacid dehalogenase, type II. Lineage: Eukaryota; Fungi; Ascomycota; Eurotiomycetes; Chaetothyriales; Herpotrichiellaceae. The record is from RefSeq and is a predicted model, not a curated record. Gene Ontology annotation, molecular function: hydrolase activity, acting on halide bonds, in C-halide compounds. Bases 1 to 804 code for a protein of 267 amino acids. The transcript has a single exon.
AUGUCGCUUUCUCAACGCCCCAAAGCCCUCUUGACCGACGUGUUCGGUACCGUGGUUGACUGGCGCAGCACGGUCGAGAAGCACCUUACACUCUCUGCGUCCGAAUCGCUGAAUUCCUCCACCAAGUCGAUCCCCAGUGCCGUUCGUGCAGCGGCCUCGGAAAUUUCCUGGCCCGCCGUUGCGCAGUUAUGGCGCAACUCCUACUAUGAGUUCACGCGCACCUACGACCCGGGCGCAAGGGACAAGAGCAGCUUCAAGACGGUGGACCAGCACCACGUCGAGGCUCUGCACACGAUCCUCGUGGACCACGGCCUCGACGGCCUCUGGACCGACGAGGAGGUCCAAAAGAUAAGUAUGAUAUGGCACUUUCUCGACCCGUGGCCGGACUCAUCGCCCGGGCUGGCGCAGCUGAACGGGUCCUUCGUCACCGCGACCCUCAGCAACGGCAACACCAGCCUGCUUUCAGACCUCGCCCGGCACGGAUCUCUGUCGUAUACUCACAUUGUCUCUGCCGAGGAUUUCGGCGCCUAUAAACCGCACCCGAGCGUCUAUCUGGGCGCCGCGAAGAAGCUAGGAGUUGAACCGCAAGAAUGCGCCUUGAUCGCCGCCCACCUGGGAGAUCUCAAGGCCGCGCGUGGCUGCGGCUAUCAGACUGUGUACAUCGAGAGGCCACAGGAGGAGUCGUGGUCCUCCGACGAGACGGCAAAAGCCAAACAGGAAGGUUGGGUCGACAUGUGGAUUGGCCUGGACGAAGGCAAUGGAGGGUUUCUGGAAGUUGCCAAAAGAUUCGGCCUCAGAAAUUGA